CAAAAACAGAUGGAUGAAUACUUAUAUAUUCUCCACAACCCGUAUACUUACAGUUCAUCAAUAAUCUAGUUCGUACUUAACGGACAUCCAAAGUUCCCAUACCAACACAAGGCAUCCCAGUGCACUGCUGCACGACCAAAUCACCACCAAAGCAUCAAUACCAUGGAUAUAUUUCCUCUGAUAAGAUGCUUUAUGCUUUCAAAAUGUUUUGCAUGUGUUUCUCCCCACUCCGUCCGCCUCUCGGCGUCUGCGUAGCAGAGCGUAGUCCAACCCAUGCACGGGACGAGUACGGGCGUGCGACCUACUCCGGACACCUGGAUGGCUGGAUGGUCGCGGACGCCGAAACCCCGGUACCGAAAGCCCCGAACCCAUCAAACCUGACGUGCGACCGCGACUGCCCGCCGCCCAGCCACCAGACGCCACGACCUCACCAUUUCCGUUUCCAUCACCCCUGGCCCUCUACCAGUCAGUCACCACUUUAUUAUGCACAACCCCGCGCGCGCGCCAUCGACUUCGUCCAAGAAACGCACCCCGCCCGCCCACCAGUCCACCACCGCCAGAUGACGACGACGCCUCGCCACCAUGCGGCGUCGUCGCCGCCGCUCGCCGUGCUCACGCUGCUACUGCUACUGCUGCUGCUGCUCGACACCCCCGCCGCCGCGCAGCAGCAGAGCCCGUCGCGGGACAAGGACAACGGUGGCGGCGCCGUCGGCGGAGGAGGAGAGAGCAUGCCGGGCCAGUCGCCCAGCUUCAGCGCUCCCAUGAUCGUGCUGCUGGUGGCGCUCAUCGCGGCCUUCUUCUUCAUCGGCUUCUUCUCCGUGUACAUGCGGCGGUGCGGGCGGGGCGCCCCCGCGGGGCCCGGGAUCCCGGCCGCCGCGCUGCUCGCCCUGUCGCGGCAGGAGCAGCGGGACCGGGACCAGCAGCAGCAGCAGCAGCAGCGCGGGCUCGACCCCGCCGUGGUCGCGUCGUUCCCGACGAUGAGGUACGCCGACGCGAAGGAGCUCCGGGUCGGCGGCGGCAAGGACGUCGCGCUCGAGUGCGCGGUCUGCCUCAGCGAGUUCGAGGACGACGAGGAGCUCCGCCUGCUGCCCAGCUGCAGCCACGCCUUCCACCCGGACUGCAUCGGGGAGUGGCUCGCCGGCCACGUCACGUGCCCCGUCUGCCGGUGCAACCUCGACCCCGAGGCGGAGACCGCCGCGGCUGAGGCGGCCACCAGCUCCAGUGAGGCGACGGCGACGGGGGAGGCGCAGCAGCAGCGGGAUCAGAUGGCCAUCGACGUGAGCCACCAUGGUGCCGAGGAAGAGGAGGAGGAGGAGGAGGAGGACAGGAAGCGCCGGGAGGAGGCGAUGGAGCUGGAGCGGAUCGGGAGCCAGCGCCGCGCGUUGCGGUCCCGGUCGGGGCGGCCGGCAGCGCCGCCCGUGCCCGUCCCGCGGUCGCACUCGACGGGCCACUCCCUCGCCACGCGCCUCGACGGCGACCUGGAGCGGUUCACGCUUUGUCUGCCGGAGCACGUGCGCAGGGAGAUGGUCGCCGCGGCCGGCGAGGAGAGCCUGCGCCGCACGGGGCCGCGUGACGCCCGCGGCGGGAACGGCGGCGCCAGGAGCGCGCGGCUCGGGUGGUCGGACCGGUGGCCGUCGUUCAUCACCCGGACCUUCUCCUCGCGGGUCCCGUUCUGGUCCGCGUCGUCGAGGAGGGCGCCCGACCUGGCGGAGGCGGCCGUGGCAGCGGGUACGACCGGAGGAGCCACGACCGCGAGGACCAGGCGUGAGAAGACGGGCGGCGCCGCGUCGGACGGCGGCUCGGUGACCCCGGCUAAAGGCAGCGUGCGCUUCGACUGCCUCGGCGGCGUCGCCCCCGGCGUGACGGGCGCGAGAGUCGGCGCCGCGGCCGGCGACAGCGAGACGGAGGAGGACGUGGACGAGGACGACGAGGAGAAGGCGAUCGCCCGGCAGCGGCAGGCUUGAGCGUGCGCGGAAAGCGGCCCGCAUGUGCUGCUCGCCUACUUUGCCCCACUCGUCCGUUGAAACGGCAACGGCAGCCAUGCAUGUCGCACGACAAACUGCACGUGGUCUGGUGUGGUGGCGUAUCGCACUUCGUACGUAUCAAUGCGCGGCGAGAGGAUUUGGACGAGACGAGGCGCUGCAUGUCUGGAGACGUGAUGUGCAGACGUAUCCAGUGUCCAAUCCAUCGCCAUGUGAAUGGGAUCCGCGAGACGAAGCAGGUGGCACGCGAGUGGGAACGCACCGCUGAAGCGGUGAUUCCGUCGUUCAGGUGCAAAUAGUUUCUUUUUCCAAUCUUUUUGUGUUAGCGUCUAGUACUUCUCACUUCUCAGGGAAAAAAGGAGUUAUUAUUGAUUCAUUUCUUUCGUUGCCGUUGAAGAAUUGGAGGUGUAAGGUAUACUUGAACUUGGGCUGGGUCAAAACCUGAGAAAAUAGUAUUUAAUAAAUAGAUUAAGGAAAAAAGAUCGAGAUAAGCGUUGACUGA
This is a messenger RNA of Sorghum bicolor (sorghum), 2484 nucleotides long. Its product is annotated as E3 ubiquitin-protein ligase Os03g0188200. Bases 186 to 1964 code for a protein of 592 amino acids. The transcript has a single exon. NCBI's taxonomy places the organism in Eukaryota, Viridiplantae, Streptophyta, Magnoliopsida, Poales, Poaceae. The record is from RefSeq and is a predicted model, not a curated record.